ACCCGCUGGGAAGCAACUCGGCAACGGACCAACAUGGCGGCGCCCAGUGAGGAAUCUGCGAUAGCCGCCGGAGUUGAAAAGAAUUGGGGUCCGGUUGUUCGCUCCCCAGAAGGGACCCCCCAAAAAAUCCGGCAGCUGAUAGAUGAGGGGAUUGCCCCCGAAGAGGGAGGCGCCGAAGCGAAGGACGAUGCAGCGGCCACAUUCCAGUCAGUUAAUGGAUCACCCCAAGCAGAACAACCUCCAUUGGAAUCUACAAGCAAAGAAGCGUUCUUUAGCAGAGUGGAAACGUUUUCUUCUUUGAAAUGGGCAGGUAAGCCCCCUGAGCUGUCUCCACUCGUCUGUGCAAAAUAUGGCUGGGUCACAGUUGAAUGUGACAUGCUCAAGUGCUCCAGCUGUCAAGCUUUUCUCUGUGCCAGUUUACAACCAGCUUUUGAUUUUGACAGAUAUAAGGAACGAUGUGCUGAGUUGAAGAAAGCCUUGUGUACUGCCCAUGAGAAGUUCUGUUUCUGGCCAGACAGCCCCUCUCCAGAUCGAUUUGGGAUGCUGCCGUUGGAUGAGCCUGCUGUUCUUGUUAGUGAGUUCCUAGAUCGUUUUCAAAGCCUGUGUCACCUGGACCUCCAGCUUCCUUCCCUGAGGCCAGAAGACUUGAAGACUAUGUGCUUGACAGAAGACAAGAUCAGUCUUCUCCUACACCUGCUUGAAGAUGAACUUGAUCACCGAACUGAUGAGAGAAAAACUGCAACCAAAUUAGGUUCAGACAUGCAAGUCCACGUCACUGCCUGUAUUCUCUCUCUCUGUGGCUGGGCAUGUAGUUCUUCUCUGGAACCCAUGCAGCUCUCCCUGAUAACAUGUUCACAGUGUAUGAGGAAGGUAGGGCUCUGGGGCUUCCAGCAGAUUGAGUCAUCCAUGACUGACCUGGAUGUGUCCUUUGGCCUGACCGCCUCCCUGAUCCCAGGCCCUGAGGGGCGACCAGAGCGCUUCCCUCUGGUGCCUGAGUCUCCUCGGAGGAUGAUGACUCGGAGCCAGGAUGCCACAUUUUCCCCAGGCUCGGAACAGGCUGAAAGGAGCCCAGGUCCCAUUGUCUCCCGAACUCGGAGCUGGGACUCUUCCAGUCCUGUUGACCGUCCUGAGCCAGAGGCCGCUAGCCCCACCACCAGAACCCGCCCAGUGACCCGAAGCAUGGGCACAGGAGACACCACUGGCCUGGAAGUGCCAUCUAGUCCUCUCCGGAAAGCCAAACGAGCUCGCCUCUGCUCUUCCGGCAGCUCGGACACAUCUUCCAGAAGCUUCUUUGAUCCCACCUCUCAGCAUAGAGACUGGUGCCCUUGGGUGAAUAUCACACUUGACAAGGAAACCAGGGAGAAUGGUGAAACCCAGGUAGAAGCCAGCACCCCCACAGAGCCAGGCUGGAAGGCAGUGCUGAACAUCCUCACGGCCCACAAGCAGUCGAACCAGCCAGCUGAAACAGACUCCUUGAGUCUCUCUGAGAAAUCAAGGAAGGUAUUCCGAAUAUUCCGGCAGUGGGAAUCUUUAUGCUCGUCCUGAAGAUAUUCUGCCCUUCCUGAGAGAAGUGGAAUGAGUUACUUUGAAAAAUAAAGUCUGAAUUCCCUUUUGAUCAGCCGAUGCUAAGUUUUUCUCCGUUCUGGGUUAAUCAUAAGAAGUCCCUGCGCCUGCAGAGACAGUAAGUGUCACUGGCUGCGUCUGACCGAGGGGAAACUGGUGUCCACACGGGGAUGUGGACAGGGUGAGGCACAGCAAGCCUGGUUCUGUUAAAGGAAUGUGGGAUUGUGAAACUACACAGAGGACCAAGGCCUUGAGCACUUUUGGCCUCUUUAGUGUGGGGCAGUUUUGAGGGCUCUUAUAUCCCAAGAAUAUGACAGUAUGUGUUAAUAAAAUAUUUGUUAAGAUUCUUA
Equus quagga is the source of this 1913-nucleotide messenger RNA. It is a transcript of the gene ZC3HC1, whose product is annotated as zinc finger C3HC-type containing 1. Gene Ontology annotation, cellular component: nucleus. Lineage: Eukaryota; Metazoa; Chordata; Mammalia; Perissodactyla; Equidae. The transcript is spliced from 10 exons. Gene Ontology annotation, molecular function: zinc ion binding. The coding region runs from base 34 to 1545 and encodes 503 amino acids. The record is from RefSeq and is a predicted model, not a curated record.